AUGGGCGGGGUAGAAGCUGAGGGGUCGAGGGACAUGGUUAGGUUCCCAGAGGGAAGGGGCGGUCCUCACGCGAGGGCGAAGGAGGGUGCGUGGGUAUGUCCGAAGGCAGGGACGACGGUCUGUGCAAGGACAGAGGAUAGGGCAGCGACGAAGGUCUGUACGAGGACAGAGAUAAAGGUCCAUACGAGGACGGAGAUAACGGCGGUCGGCCGGUUAGCCGAGAAGGAUGCGGCGAGGGAUAGGGAGGCGGCGGAGAUCAUACUAGCGGAAGCACUGGGCAGGAGGGACAGCAGGCGCAACGUGGACUACGAGUAA
Messenger RNA from Morchella sextelata, 315 nucleotides. RefSeq lists its product as uncharacterized. Bases 1 to 315 code for a protein of 104 amino acids. The transcript has a single exon. NCBI's taxonomy places the organism in Eukaryota, Fungi, Ascomycota, Pezizomycetes, Pezizales, Morchellaceae. The record is from RefSeq and is a predicted model, not a curated record.